AUUGAACCUGAACCACAAAACCUACCCACCCUUCCAAGCCUCAACCAACGAUCCUUAUAAUUACAAAUCCAACCGCUCCUUUCAUCUCAUUCAAUUCAAUUCCCAAACAUAUACAAUUAACUACUCUGCAUUCCUUGUCGAUUAUACAUUUUUAUCAAUUCACCCAUAGCGGUAACUCUUUAGAGCUCAAUAGCCGGAAACAAUGUCUGCGCCACCGUCCGUCACCGAAAUCGAAGUCGAGAGCCACGUGUUUCCGGCGACGGUGAAGCCUCCGGGCUCCGUGAACGCAUUGAUCCUUGGCGGCGCAGGGGUGAGAGGAUUGGACAUCGACGGGAAGUUCAUCAAGUUCACGGCCAUCGGCGUGUACUUGGAAGCUGACGCCGUUUCAUCCCUCGCCGUUAAGUGGGGCGGCAAAACCCCAGAGGAGUUGACGGAUUCGGUCGACUUUUACAGGGACAUCGUUACCGGGCCCUUGGAGAAACUGACACAGAUAACAAUGAUUUUGCCAUUGAGCGGUAAGCAAUACUCAGAGAAGGUGACGGAGAACUGCGUCGCUUAUUGGAAAGGCGCCGGGAUAUACGGCGAUGAAGAGAGCCAAGCUAUACAAAAGUUUCUUCAUGUUUUCAGCGAUCAAAUGUUCCAACCUGGCGCCUCUAUUCUCUUCACUCACUCACCCCUUGGCUCAUUAACGAUUAGCUUCUCCAAAGAUGGGUCAAUGCCUGAGACAGCAAACACAGUAAUAGAGAACAAGCGGCUCUCAGAGGCAGUUCUGGAGUCAAUCAUUGGGGUCAACGGUGUCUCUCCUGCGGCAAAGCAGAGCCUAGCCCUAAGGCUAUCGGAGUUGCUGAAGAACUCUAGCAAUGGCGAGACAAAAGUUGGUUCAGAGAAUUAAGCUAUUCCAAACGCAGCCUUGUCUGCAUAGACAUCGCCAUGUUGUAUGGAAGAAUGUUUUAUUUGGUGGAGUUGGUGCUGUAAUAAGUUACGGACAACAGAGAAUUUCGGAGGGGGUGUUUGGGAGUGAUGGACCUUUUGAAAUACAAGCAACCCCUUAUUUUCACAAUAAAUACCCGCUUAUAUUUAUCAUUACGAAAAUUUUCUUGGUAUGAAAUAAACUUUGGCAACUUUGGCAUAUAGCAUGGAUAGAAAUAUUCUUGUUUGAUCAGGUCUCGAAUAGUUAGAUACAUGUUUGGUGUCUGUGUAUUUUACAAUUGCAAAAAUCUGGUCCGAUCUGUUGAGUGCAAUUUCAUGUCAUUUUUAUAUAUCUUAUUAUAAACGUUUUCAUAUAAAAGCAUACUAUUCGUCAAA
This is a messenger RNA of Cuscuta epithymum, 1305 nucleotides long. Lineage: Eukaryota; Viridiplantae; Streptophyta; Magnoliopsida; Solanales; Convolvulaceae. The record is from the annotation of a GenBank genome assembly.